Molecule: messenger RNA, 3854 nt
Organism: Triplophysa rosa
Lineage: Eukaryota; Metazoa; Chordata; Actinopteri; Cypriniformes; Nemacheilidae
Gene: tbc1d30
Product: TBC1 domain family, member 30
Exons: 14
Coding region: 105-3074 (989 amino acids)
Cellular component (GO): endoplasmic reticulum
Source: RefSeq, a predicted model, not a curated record
CUUAAGUUCCUUAUCGAUUCAUCCUUAAGUCUUUGGUUUGUGCGCGCAACGUAUGCGCAGGAGUUUGUUAGGUUAAACGUAAACGCGAGAUAGCUUCAUAAAACAUGUCCGAAGUUGAAUUGGGUAAAGAAGAACUCAAAGAGAUUGACAUAUGUGACAGUAUCUGCUCAGAGGAGGAGAGUGGAGUUUUCCUUAACUCAGGUGCGUCGCAUCUUGACGGCUUCUCACCUUUUCACAGAUGGGUUUCAAAGGGACGAUCUUACUCCGAUGGAACUUAUGAGUGUUUCAACACAGCUUCAUCGUUAUCAAGCUCACCAUCCAAGUGCGCAAAAGGGCCUCAUGGAUCACCAGAUGGAGAGAUCCGUAAGGAGAAUGGAGGCGGACUGCGUGGAGCUUGUUUAUAUCACGUGUAUUCAGAUGAAGAUGAACAGAGGACCUCCCGGGCAUCAUCUAUUAUGGGCUGUCUGUUAGUAGAGCUUUAUGACACUUACAGCAGUAACAGCUUUAGAGGGGUUGACAGCUCCACCGAAGCCUCCAGUUCAGAUGCUUUCCUCGGGAGGAGCAACACGGGCGCCAACUUUCUGCAGGAACUUCAGGAGAAACACACGAGACGCCAUCAGAUGAAAUAUCUGUCUCAGAAAGGUCCAGAGGAACUAAAGUGGAUCAUCCAGGAGGUGAAAUACCGUAUUGUGGUCCAGUCUGCCAAACUGGUGCGUCAGCUGAAGAGAAAGGACAGACUGCGUCAGAAAUUUCAGAAGAAUUGUGAUAUAGUCACUGCCUGUCUUCAAGCAGUCUCUGAGAAAAGACGCGUUGACACCAGGUUGAAGUUCACUAUCGAACCAUCUCUUGGCAAAAACGGAUUUCAACAAUGGUAUGAUGCUCUGAAAGCCGUGGCCAGGCUCCCAGCUGGCAUUCCCAAAGAAUGGAGAAAAAGGGUAUGGCUGACAUUGGCUGAUCAGUACCUCCACAGCAUCUCUAUUGACUGGGAGAAGACAAUGAGGUUUGCCUUCAACGAUCGUAGCAAUCCAGAUGAUGACUUGCUCGGAAUUCAAAUAGUCAAGGACUUGCACCGGACAGGCUGCAGUUCCUACUGUGGCCAGGAGGCGGAACAGGACCGGGUGGUGUUAAAGCGGGUACUGCUGGCAUAUGCUCGCUGGAACAAGACUGUCGGCUAUUGCCAGGGCUUUAAUGUUUUGGCUGCCCUCAUCCUGAAGGUCACAGAGGGAAAUGAAGGAGAUGCAUUAAAGGUGAUGAUAUAUUUGAUCGAUAAGGUGCUUCCCGAUAGCUACUUUGCCAAUAACCUGCGUGCCCUCUCGGUGGACAUGGCAGUGUUCAGAGAUCUGCUACGACUGAAGCUUCCAGAACUUUCUCAGCAUCUUCAUCAUCUACAGAAAGUUGCCAAUCGGGAAGGAGGAGGCAGCUAUGAACCGCCGCUCACUAACGUCUUCACCAUGCAGUGGUUUCUCACCAUGUUCGCCACCUGUCUGCCCCAUCGCACCGUACUGAAGAUCUGGGACUCUGUCUUUUUUGAAGGCUCUGAAAUGCUGCUGCGUGUCGCUCUGGCCAUCUGGGCCAAACUCGGAGAGAGAAUUGAGGAGUGUCAGACUGCCGAUGAGUUUUACAGUAUAAUGGGAUGUCUUACACAGGAGAUGCUGGAACACAACCUGAUCGAUUCCAAUGAACUCAUGCAGACGGUCUACUCCAUGGCUCCCUUCCCAUUCCCCCAGCUUGCUGAGCUCAGGGAGAAAUACACGUACAACAUCACGCCAUUCCCUGCCCCGGUCAGAGCUAACAGCAGUCAGGCACUCCAUGGAUGGGAGAGUGACGAUGACGUUGACAUGGAUGAUGAAGACCCCAUCAUUACCGCUCUGGGCUGUCUGGGACCUCUUGGUGGACUUCUGGCUCCUGAGAUCCAGAGAUAUCAAAAGCAUCUUAAAGAUCAGAAAGCAUCGCAGAGCUCUCACGGCAGUAACAUAGCCGAGCUCAGUCCCGGGGCGGUGGGCGGAGGACGGGCGGAGCAUCAGGCGGCCAUCAACAGCAUGAUGCUGGAGCGCAUGAGCACUGACAUCAGCGCGCUAAAGAAACAAUACUCACGCAUUAAACAAAAACAACAGCAGCAAGCCGGUCUCCUCUACAUUCAUUCAGGACCUCCAGUGGAAGCUGAAACUAUUGAACCUCAUCAAACCAGUAAAACACAGAACCAACACACUGAUAAAUGUCCAGCCACCAGCAUCCUUGCCUCCCAGCUUGGUCCCUCCCCUGUGGUCAACCAUCUUCUGCUGGGAAGGAAGCCCAGGCCUGGUCAGCAGUCCUCAAAAAAUUGUGUCAUUCAUAACGCAGGAAUGUGCCCCCAAGGCCACUCGACCCCCAGCCAGGACCACACGUGCCAGGCCAGGCUCCAUUCGCCCUGGCGCAGCCACGUGCGCACCCACCGGAGGAACAUCGCCAGGGCACGGGCCCAGCUCGGCUUUGACGAUUCUCUAGAAGUAGAGGAUGACGAAACCUUCGUGAGCAAAACCGAAGAAGCGUCUGAAGAAAAAAGUGAGGAACAAGGGGUUGAAAAACAGACGGAAAAGCUGGAGAUGUCUGAAGAGACAACAGUGGUGGCUGAAGGCACAGAUGCCACUCCGCAAGACCACAGCUGUGGAGAAGAAGAGGAGGUCCAACAGAUAGAGAACCAGCUGUCUUCUCUCGAGCUGGAACCUUCAUCAGAACAAACAACUCCAAACUCCACCGACCCAGAUCCUCCUACAUCAACUCCACCUCUGGAUCCCCAGCCAGAUGUGGAGCCCAACUCCACUUCUCCAUCUUCAGUCGCCUCCACGUGUCGUCCAUCAUUAGACUCUUCUAGCUCAGAAAGUAGCAGCUCCGUUAGAAGAAGCCCAUCAAACUUAGCGGAGGAACCCACGAAACCACAGAUCUUCUCUCCAUUCCCCAGCAUCAAAACGCCUCGCAAGUCUGCCGCUGCAAGAAACUUGGGCCUUUAUGGGCCGACUGCCAGAACUCCAAACGUGCACUUUCCUCAGAUGAGUAGAAGUCUGAAUCAGAUAGGAAGCACCACCAAACGACGAUGAUGAGUUGUCACCUACAGGCGAGAACUUAUGUGAAGAUAAAGCCACUGAAGUUUUCAUAUCAAAACUCCUGAACUAUCAAGAAAGCACACAUACUACAGACUUUAGUAUGCUUCCAGAUAAUACAAGAAAGAUGCCGUAAUGAGUUUAUCUUCAUGGUUUAUCCACAUUCCCUGUCAUUAGGUUACCAUUAUCAGAGUCCAGUUUCCCACUGUAGGAAUUAAUGAAGGCUGUUUCUUGUUUAUUUAUUUUUUAACGAGAUCCUCCCAAAAAUACUAAAAUAAAGCCCUGAAGUUUAAUGAGCUCAAAUAAUACUAUUUGCUGCAUGUUAAGGCCAACAGUAUUUGCCAUGAUGCAAUGUUUACUUGUAUGUGCUGUAUUUAGAAAACUCAAAUGAUCUUACUAUAAUGAUGUAAAAUGUGAUAUUUAUUGACCGCGGGACCCAGAUACUACGCCUUUAUUCCAUAAAGUCUAAGCCAUGAAGUUCUUGUAUGUAAAGCAGUUUUGUUGUUCAUGCCUACUUGAUUUAGUUCUUUUGUGCCCUGUACCAGAAAUCUGUUCGGUUUAUCAUAAUCUGUGACUUUUAAAUUAAAGUCAACAUAUGUAUGUACUUUCUGAUCACUUUUUGUAUGUCAUUUUCCCUUCAGUAAAUGAUGUUUCAGGUGACAUCUGACAAACACGUUAUUGUCAAUGAGAGUUGUUUUGAAUGCUGAUUAUUCUUUGGUGCUUGGCACUUGGAUUCACAUAGCCCCACCAUGAAUAAAAGACAUGCAAGUCAUGAAA